Messenger RNA from Knipowitschia caucasica, 627 nucleotides. NCBI's taxonomy places the organism in Eukaryota, Metazoa, Chordata, Actinopteri, Gobiiformes, Gobiidae. The record is from the annotation of a GenBank genome assembly.
AUGGGGGUAAAGGAGAGUUAUUUUGGGGUUGGUGUGGUGGUGGGUUUUGUGUUGGAUUUUGGGAUUGUGGGGGGGGUUGGAAUAGAUUUUUGGUUGAAUUGUGUUGUUUUUGUAUGGUGGGGGAUUGGGGUGGUUUGGUUGGUGGGGGGGGGGGUUAGUUUUGAUGGUUAUGUGUGGAUUGGGGGGUUUUUGGGGAUAUGGGGUUGUGGGUGGGGGAUUUUGGAGGUGGUUGUGGGGGGGGUUGGUUUUGUUAUUUGGGGGGUGGGUUUUGGUGUUAGUUUGUGUGGGGGUUUUAAUGGUUUUGGUUGGAUUGUUGGUAGUAUAUUUGGUUUUUGUAUUGUUUUGUUUGGGUUUGGGGGGGGUUUAGUGAUGUGGGUUGGGGGGGUGAGUGGUUGUUUGGGGUGGUUGUUGUGGGGGGGGGGUGUGGUUGUUGGGUUUGUUUUUGGGGGGUUUGGGGGGUGUGGUGGGUUUUUUGGUUGUUUUGGUGUUUGUUGGGUGUGGGUUUUUGGGUUGGGGGGUUGUUUUGUGUAUUUUGGUGUGGUGUGUGGGUUGGUGUGGGUUUGUUUGGUGUUUUUGGUUAGGGGGUUGUUUGUUGGGGGGUGUAUGUUUGGUUUGGUGUUUGUUUAG